ACACGAGAGACGUGUUACUUUGACAGUUCCGGGAAAAGACACGGGAAUUAUCUUGAGACUGAGAUUUAACAAAAGGAUCUGAUUUACAUGAUUUAUGUCUUCUAAUGAAAAAAUGCGACGUGUUGUAUUUCUAGGCUGUCAAACGUGCACGUGUCGGAAACAGGAAUAACACGUUAAUAAAUCGUUUUAAACAGUUGUCAGCAUGCUCGGCCGAAAUUUAGUUUUGCAAAGCCUCAGGAGUAUACGAGAUAGGUUUUUUGAUACAAGACAACAAAGUGAUGGUUGGUCUGAGCCAGACCAUGACGUCACCGGCCCCACUCUCGACAAUUUGUCGGUUGACAUGCAGUUUCAUAUAAUGACAUUCCUCACUCCACAAGACCUCUGCAGACUGGGAGGCACGAGUACAUACUGGCGGUCAAUGGUCAGAGACCCUGUGCUGUGGAAGUACUUUCUGCUGCGUGAUUUGCCACAGUGGCAGUCAGUUGACCAUUUGUCGAUGCCUGAGGUCAAGCUCACUGGCGUGUCAUUGUUGGGGGACACUGAGAUGAAGCAGUUUGAUUAUAUGGCUGAGUAUCUACGGGUCUGCCCAGCCUGUCGCAACCAAUGGAGACAGUUACCUAAGGCCACGUUUGAAUCCGUCACUUGUUUCUUCAACUCCUUUGUACCGGUUACAGAGCCACAGUUCGCCAUGUUUGGACCAGGACUUGAACAGUUACAGUUUUCUCUGUUGACUAAGAUGAUCCAGUCCCCUGAUGUACUGCCUAUAGCAGGAAUACCUCAACGUCAGAUUGACGGCAUUGGAUCUGGAAUCAGUUUUAAGUACAAAGAUCAACACAGAUUCAAUAUUAUAACUCUGUAUUCAACUAACAAGACAGACAGAGAGAGGGCCCGUCUGGAGAACCGAGGUCUGCGCAGUAAACUUUUUGUCUAUCAGCAGGAUAGUGAGUCCAAUAUGCCAGUAGAUCUUAACCCUGGGUUUAAUCAAAUGUGUCAGACUGUGAACGGAUUCAUCUUUGUGGCAAACGUUGAGACGGAAGGAUCUGACAGAACAUGGGAGGAGCAGAGCGCUCAGAUAAGGAUCAUGUUGGCCCCUGUGGUGGGUUCUGUCUCCCGGCCCAUCCUAGUGCUCUCUUGUGUAUCUAGAGAAGCUGCAGACAGACACAGGAUUCCAUGCGUGACUGUGGCCAAUCAUCUUCAGCUCAGCUUACUGUCUAACCCUUGGAUGGUACAGAACACAGCUGCAGAAACGCUUACAGGACUACUGGAUGGAAUUGAUUGGCUACUGAGAAACUCCGGGGUUCAACUGUAAUUUAUAAGACUGUACCUGCUGGAUGCACUUUAUUAUUAAAAGCAUAUCAUUGAUGCUUUCAGACAAAUAUUAAGACAUAAGACACAGUUUACACCAUUACAGGUGUUUGUACCAUUGGUGGGGACCACUGUAAUACAGUGGAUCUGAUUUUGAGUUAUGAAAUACAUUUACUUUUAUCCAAAGAGACUUACAUUGCAUUAUCCUAUAUAUUUUUAUACAUAGGUAUCUGCAAUCUCAUGGGAUCCAACACACGACCUUGCAUUGUUAACGCAAUGCUCUUACCACUGAGCUACAGGAAAGCUUAUAGGGUUGUAACAAUUCACCAUGGGCUGGUUGAAAAUAUAUUAUAAUAUGUGAAGAUCCAGUUGAGAUGUUAUCUGAAUCGCACUAUAUUUUUUGAACAGCAGGUGGUGCUGUGUUAAAAGUGGAAAUGCUGUUAUUUUUAGAAUGUAAAAAAGAUCCAAGUCUUGGCUCUUUGCAUUUUAGAGACUUUUUUAUUUGAUUAUGAAUUUGUUUUGUUUACCAAAUCAAUUUUAUUUGACAAGGAAAUGUGCAGAAUUUGAGAAAUAAUACAAGGGCAGUAUCGCAUCGCAUCAUGAGCUGAGUGAAUCGUUACACUCCUGUUAAUAAAUAUAGUGUCUUACAUUUAUUUCAAUGCAGUAUGUAGACAGUAUGGUACAUGUUUGGUGUCUAAAAUAUGUUGCUAUUAAAUGAUUGUCAUUUAAACUGUUAA
Messenger RNA from Triplophysa dalaica, 2042 nucleotides. RefSeq names its product F-box protein 4 (gene fbxo4). Gene Ontology annotation, biological process: SCF-dependent proteasomal ubiquitin-dependent protein catabolic process; protein polyubiquitination. Lineage: Eukaryota; Metazoa; Chordata; Actinopteri; Cypriniformes; Nemacheilidae. The transcript is spliced from 7 exons. The record is from RefSeq and is a predicted model, not a curated record. Gene Ontology annotation, cellular component: SCF ubiquitin ligase complex. Gene Ontology annotation, molecular function: protein binding. The coding region runs from base 203 to 1309 and encodes 368 amino acids.